UCCCCAUUUUUCUAUCUGUGCAUCGUCUCAUUUCUUAUCUAUAUACUGACGGAAGAGUUCAGUUGAAGUUUUGGUAAAUCUUUUAUAAUGGAAGAAUUGAAUAAUAAGAGAUUGCGAGAGGAAACAGAGGAGAUUGAAUCAGAAGUCGAUUUCCCAGAGGUGAAGAGGCUGAGGGAGGAUCUACUGGAAAGUUUGGAUGAAGAGACAGAUUUUUGUCCAUCGAGUCAAGAUCUGGACUCAUUCAUGAAGAGCUUUGAGGAGGAAAUAACAGCUUCGCCGAAGGUGGAGGUAGAGGUGGAGGAAGUGGUGGAUCUGACGUCAGAUUCCGGCGAGUCUCAGCCCGAGCUGGGGUACUUGUUGGAAGCGUCUGACGACGAGCUUGGGCUUCCACCAUCUUCCGCAUCUCCUAGUGGGGUGGAGAAUGAGCAAAGAAAUGAGUUACUCCAAUUUGAGUCUGACUCGUCGGAACUCAGUAGCGAGUUUUCGUGGCUGGAUGGAGAAAUCCCGAGUUUUGACUCGUUCGAGCUUGGAUUUGUCGAUACGGAGAACCAUAGCGGCAAUAAUGGCGAAUAUGUAGCCCUGGACGGGUUGUUCGAUAAUUCGGGUAUGGGUUUCGGGUCAAAUGACUUUGCAUGGAGACCCGAAACAUCAUUACCUGCACAAAUCUAGGCAAAGAAUAUUGUAAAGGUUUCACAUUUUUUUGUUUAAUUUUAUACUUUUUAAGCAGCAGAAGCAGAGAACGUUUUGGGAUUAUAAAAAAUUGGAUAAAAAUAUACUGAUUUAAAAUGAAAUGUUUGUGUCUCC
Molecule: messenger RNA, 804 nt
Organism: Olea europaea var. sylvestris
Lineage: Eukaryota; Viridiplantae; Streptophyta; Magnoliopsida; Lamiales; Oleaceae
Exons: 1
Coding region: 88-669 (193 amino acids)
Source: RefSeq, a predicted model, not a curated record